AUGGCAAGCGCCCCACUCCAGAUAACCUUUGAAGGGUUUAUCAAAUCCACUAUGGAUGCUCUAAUGAUCUUCGAAGCCUGCUUGAAUGGUACCCUUCGGCAUGCGGCUCGACGACCACACGACCGGGAACGCCAGGAGCUGAUCAGAAGCGGAUCGGUCUUCGUCUACGAAGAAAACUCCUCCGGGAUUAAGCGCUGGACUGACGGCGUCACUUGGAGCCCAAGCCGAAUCUUGCAAAACUUUCUGGUGUACCGGGAACUGACCCAACCCUUCCCACCUGGACAGAAGAAGCAGGCUAUGAAGAGGACAAAGAAGCCACAGACUGGGAUUACCAAGGCCUACAACAAUCAGCGGUCGCGGGCCACAAGUUUCUCCAACAUGCCCAAUGGCGCUGGUUUCGAUACUGGCGCUGGUUUCAAUACUGGCGCUGGUUUUGAUGCUGGUGCUGGUCUUGAUGCUGGUGAACUUGGGGACGACACCCGGGAACUUGUAGGGUCACUCAUUGACUCCUACGACUUCAAGGCUACUGGUCUUGUCAAGAAGACUAUUAGCAUCACGUACAACGGCAUCCAACACCACCUCGUCAGCUACUAUACUGUUGAUGAUAUCAAGGCAGGACGACUCAUGAGGCCUUGCGACCACCCCGCAGUUCGGAAAGUCUUUCCUCGGGAAGAUCUCAUCAGCUCACAGAAUUUCCGGGUGCCGAUACAUGAUGAGCUAGUUGGAGAGGAGGAGAGACAAUUCCUACACUCACGAGAGGCCAUUAUACCACGUGAUCAGUUCUAUACUACCGCCAGCUAUCCCGUCAACUACCAACACCAACACCAACCCAUCUAUCAGUACUUCCCGCAGCAUUAUGACACCGCACCACUCCCUAAUGCCCCCACACUCCCUAAUGGCCACACACUCCCUCAUGGCCACACACUCCCUAAUGGCCACACACUCCCUCAUGGCCACCAACCUCAAGGUUUUGGUGUUGAGCACCAGCAGCAUAUCUAUGCCCCGCAACCCCCGCAACCCCCGCAGCCCCCCCACAACCCCAACAACAACAACAACAACAACAACAACAACCCUUAUGGCGGCCCUCCUCCUCCUCCGGGGUCUUCUUUUCCCGGGUCAAACAACUACAAUCCUCAUAACGGCUUCAUGUAA
Messenger RNA from Fusarium poae, 1152 nucleotides. RefSeq lists its product as uncharacterized. Bases 1 to 1152 code for a protein of 383 amino acids. Lineage: Eukaryota; Fungi; Ascomycota; Sordariomycetes; Hypocreales; Nectriaceae. Gene Ontology annotation, molecular function: DNA binding. The transcript has a single exon. The record is from RefSeq and is a predicted model, not a curated record.